Messenger RNA from Protomyces lactucae-debilis, 474 nucleotides. RefSeq lists its product as uncharacterized. The transcript has a single exon. The annotation marks the transcript as partial. NCBI's taxonomy places the organism in Eukaryota, Fungi, Ascomycota, Taphrinomycetes, Taphrinales, Protomycetaceae. The record is from RefSeq and is a predicted model, not a curated record.
CAUGCUGGGCUGUUCGCGAAGCUACCGUCUUCCAGGUGAUCUGACCAUCAAUCUUCGCUGCACUUCUGUGCUGGUCUUGGACACAUAUGACACGAGUCUGCUCUUGACAAAUGCGGCGCAGCUCAGGAGAUUGGAUCAGAUUGUGGUCGACGUCCCUACUGACGAGCCUUUGAGAAUCGAUCUCUACCUACAAGGCCGAUAUCAACAUAUGAGAUCGCAUGAAAGCUUGUCUGCAAUUGCCAGGGCGUUCCUCGCAAAAGAUGAGCAACUUCUCUCGGGCAACUCCUCGACAGCUACAGACUACAACGGUCUACUAUACAAGAUGUCACUGGACGGUAUCACCCUUUCUGAAGCUGAUCACAUGCUUCAUCGUACGCUUGAAAUGUUUGCGCCCUUUGGCUGACGAUCCAGUGGACUUCACAAAUCGUCGCGAAUGCAGUCCGUCCAACUGUGUGGCUACUUUGAGCAAAAUAC